Molecule: messenger RNA, 8970 nt
Organism: Dermochelys coriacea (leatherback sea turtle)
Lineage: Eukaryota; Metazoa; Chordata; Testudines; Dermochelyidae
Product: heparan sulfate glucosamine 3-O-sulfotransferase 1-like
Exons: 2
Coding region: 857-1786 (309 amino acids)
Molecular function (GO): [heparan sulfate]-glucosamine 3-sulfotransferase activity
Source: RefSeq, a predicted model, not a curated record
CCAGAGGCUUUGGCCGCCAGACACGGUUGGCUCCAGGCUUUCCUGCGGGUUUGGUCCAACAGCUCCAAACCUCCCCCUUCAAACGAGCAAGCUGCUGAACCGGCCCAGGCGGCCCCUCGGCCGCGCCCUGCUCCACGGGCGAGCCCGGCUUUGCAGGAGCAGGGGCUCAGGUACGGCGCUGGACGCCCCAGCGCUACCGCCUCCCCCCCGCCGCCGCCGCCCGGGGGCUGAGCUCACCGGCAGUCCCCGCAGCCUGCUCCCCGCGAGCGGCCAGGGCAGCGCCAGGAGCCGGCCCGAGCCCAGCCCGGGGCGGGAGCGGUACCGGUUCCUCCCGAGGCAGGGGAAGGAGGAGCCGGCUCGCUCCCACCUCUCGGGUGUCCGGUCACCUGCCCAGGCUCCUCCCCUCUCCCGGACCCGGCGGGGAGCCAGCUCCGCGCCGAGCGCCCCCCGCUCGGUGCCUGGCCGGCCGGGAACCCACGAGCCCCUUCCGCAACUCCGGAGCGACCGCGCGAGCCGCCUGCCCAGCCCCUGCUCCGGUCACCGGCGCCGAUUGAUUCGGCGUGAUGGGGCUGCUGCCGCUCCUGCACUCAGCUGGAGCGGACGGGGCCGCCGGCUCCAGCCGCAGCACGGUGGGGUGAAGAGCGCGGGCGCCUGCUCCCUGCAGCACCUGCUCCAGCUCCAGCUCCAGCCUGGCAAACCCGGACGCCCAGGAAGCGUCGCUCUCUAUGGCUCCGGAGGAGAUGCUUCAGAAAGUUGUUCGCUCACCCCCAGUUCUGUCAACCAGCUCCUCAAGAGGGGAAUCGCCUAUUAUUUCCCCAGCCAAGCAUAACGGCAUUUUGAACUAAUUAUUCUCCACAUGGCCUUCCUCCUGGUGUCAGCUUAUCUUUUGCUGACUCACACUCAGGGUGCUCCUGUUGAGAAUGGGGCACUGCUGGAGACGCUGAAGUCGCAAGUAGGAUUUUUCAAUAAUAAAAGUGAACACUAUUCUGCACAGGUGAGACCUCCUGGCACAAACCGACGAAUACCUCAGACGAUCAUUAUAGGAGUUCGAAAAGGAGGGACCAGGGCCUUAUUGGAAAUGUUGGAUAUUCAUCCUAAUAUUGUGGUAGCAACAACAGAAGUCCACUUCUUUGACUGGGAUGAGAAUUAUGUUAAAGGAAUAGACUGGUAUAGGAGUCUGAUGCCAUUUUCUUAUGAAAAUCAAAUUACUAUUGAGAAAACACCAGGCUAUUUUACCUCGCCACAGGCUCCAGAAAGAAUUCAUGACAUGAAUAGCUCUAUUAAAUUGCUCCUCAUUCUAAGAGACCCCACUGAGAGAGUAAUAUCUGAUUAUACCCAAGUAUAUUACAACAGACUAGAAAGCCACAAGCGUGUUCAGCCCUUUGAAGAAAUUGUUAUUAAAAAUGGAGCACUUAAUACCAAAUAUAAAGCUAUUCAGAGAAGUCUCUAUGAUAUCCAUAUGGAAAAGUGGCUUAAGCAUUUCAACUUAGAUCAGAUUCACAUAGUGGAUGGCAAUACUUUAAUCAAGGACCCUCUUCCUGAGUUACAAAAAGUGGAAACAUUUCUUAAUCUUCCUUCCAGAAUUAUGUCUUCAAAUUUUUAUUUUAACCAAACCAAGGGGUUCUAUUGUAUUAGAAGUGAUGGAAGAGAGAGAUGUUUACAUGAAUCCAAAGGGCGCCCCCACCCUGUUGUCAACAACACUGUUUUAGAGCAACUUUAUUCUUAUUUCAGAGAGCACAAUGCAGAAUUUUACAGAAUGGUUAAUCAUUCGUUUGACUGGCAUUAAUACAUUUGGAAUAAAUGUUUCUUAAAAUGUCCUGAAAUAAACUAUUUUCAAAGUUACCUUUGUAAAUGCUCUGGGGUUGCUCAGACUGAAAACUUCAGAAAUGGUUAUAUUGAAAACAUAGCCUUCAUUGGGGAUAGUUGUCCAUUAGCAGCACCCUUUAAACAUGGGAGAAAUAAAUUUGAUAUAUUUGUGUAUAACUACUGUGGGCCAGAAUUUGAUCUCAGUUUCACUGCUGCAAAUCCAUUGAUUUCAGUGGAGUAACUUCAGAUUUACACCCGUAUGACUGAGAUCAGAGUUGAGUCUCUUUGGAAAAAUGAGACUGCUUUAAGCAGUGUACAAAAUGUAGAUAGUUGAAAUGGUAUCAUUCAAACUGUUCUGUAAUUUUUGUUGGUCGUAUUUUUUAUAUCAUGCACCAUGAUAAUGGCAUUGAUUUCUAGAACUUUCAUACAGUAGAAUAAUGACAUAUCUUAAUACAGGGGACUCCAAAAAUGCUUCCUUUAAACAAUUUAAAAUCUGUGAAAUUAGCUAUUAUUGUAAAGUAUUUCCUACUUAAAUAACUAACACAUAAUAAAGGGGCUCCAGUCCAACUAUGGUUUUGAAUACCUACCAGCUUGCUCUGUGUUGAAGCUCCUUCUAUAUAAAAUGUUAGUAUUAACACUUGCGUGCACAAUCUUCAAACUGGUGGAGAAAAUUAACUAUUUGGAGAAACUUAAAAUUUUGGGGAUCAGGAUGCAAAUAGACAAGGAUCCAAAACACUGUUGGUUUACAUAGCAGUAUUGAUGUGCUUAAUAAAAAGUAAAUCUGUAAACAAAGUCAUUAGAUGUCAGCAAUUGUACAAAUGUUUAUUUAAUUACAUAAAUUGUCACUUUCCUCGUGAAUGGAAAACAAUUUUUCAUCAAUACUGAACUUAUUGUUUGUAUUUCUGUGACUAAUUGUUCUACUGCUCUCUUAGAUUUAGUUUAUGUAUCUAAUUUGACACAUUGUUUACUGAAAAAAUAUUAAUUGCCUACUCUCCAAAGCAUGGAAUAACUUUUUUUUGUAAUUUCUAUUUGCAGAUCAUGAGAUGUACUCAAAGUUGAAAGUAAUUUCAUGUAACUUGUAUAUAAUAUUGUAUAUCAGUCACAAGUUAUCAUAUUCAAGAUAUCAAUUAUGAUUUUCAGAUUUUCUACAAAAUCAUGUCAAUCCAUAUUCAUGCAUUAGGAAUUGUUUGUUCAUUAUAAUUUUGACAGCAUCAUGCUGGUCUUUUUUAGGUUCUAACCCUUCUCAUGUGUAUCAAUACUGAAAAAGAAAACCUACUUUAAUCAUUCUGGCAGGAGUUAUUUUUGCCAGUUACAGUUAUCCUGAGAAAUGUACUAGCAUUUAUAUUUGGUCGUAAUGAUCAUAGUAUGAAAAGUCUCUUAAUAAUCACCCACCAGUGUACAAAUAAGAUUCUAGAGUGGGAUUUUUAAAAUACUUUCUAUAUCCAUCAACAGGCUUGACUCCAGGCAGGCAGGAAAGAAGAAGAAAAUAUAGUCUUCAUGAUCAGUUGGAAUGUUGCUACUCAGGAACUCCAGUUUCACAGUGAUAGGUGGUGAUUCAGCCACACAGGCAGAGGUGAAAGUAAUCUGGUAUGGUACGGUAUGGCAUACCGGUAAGAAAGCCGGGACACAGCCAGCUGUACCAGCAGGGCCGCGAUGGGGGGGAGGAAGAGGGGAGUAGGGUGCAAAAGGGGCACCUUCCCCAGGACCCAGCAAUUUAAAAGGGCCUGGGGCUCCCGGCAACAGCUGGAGCCCCUGGCCCUUUAAAUUGCCACCGGAGCCCAGGGGCUCCCGCUCACCGCUACCCUGAGCAGCAAUUUAAAGGGGUUCCUGGCCGCUGCUAUUGCUGCCAGUUCCCCCACUUCUGCCCAAGGCCCCACAGCCACGCCCCACACACCUUGUCCAGGACCCCGGCCGCCCUGUGUACCAGUAAGUCCAUCCAUCAAGUUACUUUCACCCCUGCACACAGGUCACAUUGGUGUGAAUGGGAGUUUUGCUACUCAACCAAUAUUACUUUGAAAUAUUAUCCCUUAGCUGUUCCUAGUACUGUUAAUUUGUACCACACUGCAGUCCUGCAGUCUGUUCCCUAGCAAUCACAAACCUCCAUUCUGAGACACAUUGACUCAAUAACAGCGGAUGCCUUUCUGGAAGACAUAGUUUAGUUAUGAUAGGUUUCAGAGUAGCAGCCGUGUUAGUCUGUAUUUGCAAAAAGAAAAGGAGUACUUGUGGCACCUAGCUGUAGCUCACGAAAGCUUAUGCUCAAAUAAACUUGUUAGUCUCUAAUGUGCCACAAGUACUCCUUUUCUUUUUAGUUAUGAUGAAAUUCUACGGUCUAUUAUACAGCAGGUCAGAGUAGAUGAUCCUAUAGUCAUUCCUGGCCCUAACAUCAAGGAAUAUAGUGCUUACUGCACUGAGAUCGUGUGUACCUUGAAAUCCAACUGAAGUACAUGGGAACUGAAGUUAUUCAAUCCUUCUACAGUUGGUUAGUGUUCUCUUUACAUCCACAGCAAUUCCUCUUGAGGUUAAAUAGAAUCCUCACCAGACAAAGUUAAAUGGAAAUAUAUCCUUUGUCAAAACCUCUCCAAUAUAAAAGCAGAAUGUUAAAAAUUGUGCAGAGCAGCUUGUAUUUUCAGACUAAUAUUUAAAUUACCUACUUUUGCUAUUUUUGUGUGUAUGUGUUAAUAUAUAUAUAUGUGUGUGUGUGUGUGUGUGUGUGUGUGUAUAUAUGUAUAUGUAUAUAUAUAUAAUAUAAUUUCUUCAUUAAGAGCCAAUCACUCAUUCAUCAUUCAAUGAACUUUUCCAAUUAUUUUAGUUUUCUGGAGUAUCAAUCAUUAUUUAGUAAAUCUCUGAUUUGUAAAAGUGGGUAAGUACAUCAGAAAUGUACUUAGAGGAAUAAAUAAUUAUGGUCCAACUUUUUUUUACCGAAGUCAGAGUUGUAUCUUUUUCUAAUGAAAGGCCUCACUGGAAUAAGGGUCUGCUUAACAUGUCCCACUGAAGUCAAACCAGAAGUGAAAACCGUAUUCCAGAAGAGGACAUACCAUUAAUUUUUUAGCAUUCAUUUUUCCCCAGUAUUAUUCUCCAUUACUUAUGCAUUCUAACACUUUAGUUGUACCAUUUUUAACAUUUUGUUUUGGCAAGGUUUUGAUUGAGGUUAGUUCUAUUUAAUUGUAUCAAGCAAGUGUAAUGUCUUUCCUUGGCGAAAGAUCUAAGUUGAAAACAAAGCCUUAUUUAUAGUAGUUGCCAAUAACAGACGAUUUCACAAGUCUGCAUCAAAUUCCUUUAGGCUUCUGCAAGAAAGUAAAUACCUUUCUAUACAUUUGCCUGCAGGCAUCAAUACAGGUUUGGGGGGGUCAUUUUUUUUCUCUCUGAGGUUUACAGAUAAUCUUUAUGUGAUUAGUAUGUAGGAACAUCAGUUGGCAGAAACCUGUGUGCAUCUGUGAAAAUGUUAGUGUUUGUUUCUGAAAUUUACAUUUCAAGGAGUGCUGAUCUAUAUGGAUUAGUGAUGCAUAAAUCUACCUGAUUUGUCAGCAAAGUCUUCAUCCAUUUCUGUUAAUCAGUUCUGGGAAAAACAGCUAAGGGAAUGAAUUCAAUGAACUCCUUACAAUUUACUAUAGCAGGAGAAAUAUAUUAUGCAUAGUUGAACUUUGUUGAUCAACUUUUUUCAUUUACCUAAACCUCUCUGAAGUUUGGAUUUGGGAAUCCAUUUUAAAAGAUCCAGUUUAACCUUUGCAUUACAGCUUUUUCUGCCCAGUGAAUACUGAAGCGAAGAUUGCAACCAUAAUUUCAAUUACAGACCCCAUUUCGGUCUCUGAAACAUUCUCCUGCAGGGCUGAAAUUUUCCAUACAUGGGCUCAGUUGAAAGGUGACUUUUCCCCCAAAUGUAUAAUAGAAAAUUCAUGCAGCCAUCUUUUAGCUACAUGAAACUAAACAUAAUUUCCCCUUGUAAGGUAAUAUAAUUUUUUUUUAAUAUACACAAUUAAAAAAUGGUUGAAUUUUGAAACCUGCUAAUUAAAUAAUGCUCAUUGAGGAGUAUAUGCACCUUCAAGGUGGAGAAACUAUUAUCCAAGGAAUUUUUGAAGGUCAGGAAAUAUCAUCACUCCUGUUCCCUCCUCCUCCUCAAGACACCCCCCCCCAAACUUUUGGGUCAUCCAAAUGCUCAUUCUUCUGACACAGCCUGCCACCCAGAGGAACUGCUUCAGAGACCAUUUUCACAAGGGAGAUUGGUUUGGAAGAUUGUGCGGAGAUUGUUUUAAGCCCUGCCACUAACAUCAGAAACAAAAAUACUGUAUUGCAGAGAUUGAGGAUUUCUUUCUGAAACAUCCUGUACAUUUUAAGCUUUCACUUAAAUAUAGUUUCCCUCCUUUUUCAGUUGGCAAGAUACAGCUGUCAAAAUAUAAACAGCUGUGCUGUUGCCUUUUUUAAAUGCAGCCUUGCAAAGAACUGUCAACCAAACAACAGCAGCCACAACAGUGUGAAUUCUUUUUGCCUUGUCCCCAUCUGUACCCCCAUUCACCUCAAAUGAAAGAUUUUACUUUACAGCCUAACACUGAAAGGUCCCAAUAUUAUUCAGCUAAGGCGCACUUGGUCUCUCACAUACAGUAAUAAUUUUCCAACUGAUUUUCAUUAUUAUUAUGUACUGGAUAGUGUUUUUCUGUGGUACAACCCACUCACUGAUAGCAUGGCUUUGAUGGAGCCACACGAGUGGGCUUCCCCCAUCAUCUCCCUUAAGAUUCCUGGCAUAGAAAGGCUCUCUGGGGACCAUCUCUAGGAUUUCCACGUGAAUCUUCAGACACCCAAAUCCUAGAGGACGCAUAUAUGUCACUCUCCCAUCCCCACAAAAUACUACCCAUCUUUCCACUUCCCACCCCAAUGGGGAUCCCAAACCCAUGCAGCUCCCAAAACAGGGUCCUGGGAAAUGGUUACAAUUAGGCUGAACCAUCCUUGCAAGUGAAGGAGGGAGGAACAUUCACAUAUUUCAGGGGCAUGCACAAACAAAGAAAAAAUGCAAAAAUUAAGAAGGUUCCCACAGCAACCUUAACUCAUCAUUGCUCCCUCCCCCCGACCACCAUCACCACUCCACAGGAUCUUUUCCACUUGAUGCAUAAAAGUUUGAGUAGUGUCAUGAUGCUCCAUUGUAUCUUGUUCAAAAUACUGUAUCUGCUUUGGCAGAUUAACUAUUCCAGUUAACAGAGUCAGAAAAAACAUACAUUGCUUACAUGUUUCUGCUGUGGGAGGCAUAGACUAAAAGAUGAACUGAUUUGGGUGGGGGCAGGGACUCCCUGUAGUCUAGCCUGCAAAACAAUAAUUCAACUAUUUUACAAAAUGUAUUAAGGUCAUGGAUGAAAUAUAAGGCUAGAUGUGACCUCGCAAAGGCAUCAAGUCCAGGCCCCUGUGUAACGCCAACAGACCCAGUCGGCAGCGGGUGGGAUCAAACUGGGGACUUCUGGUGCUUAGAGCAUAAGCCUCUACAGCAUGAGCUAAAAGACAGCUGCCUGUUAGCUAAGGCUGUAGAGCAGACUCAUUUUUCUCUCUCUCUUUAAGUGGUCUUGGUGCCACUAGAUGGGAUAGAACACCACACCCAAGAGGUGUGUGGGUUACACCUGCACUGUGGCAAGAUCAAGUAUCCCUGACAGAUAUUUGACCAACAUGUUUUUUUAAAAAAUCUUCCAGUGAUGGUGAGUCCACAACUGCCCUUGGAGGUUAACUACCCUUUUAGUUAGAAAUGUUUUCCUAAAAAUCUAGAUGCAGUCACAGAGAGUCCAGCCUUUACUCAAUUACACUUUAAAAAUAUAACAAAAGAAAAACUGGAAGCCAAACACUGAGAAUUUAAAAAUAUGACUAGUGUGCAGGGAACUGGACCUUUAAAUUAUGACAAAGUUUAGAUUUUUUUCUUGCAGUUGUAAAGUUGAUUCCUGAGUCCAAGAGUUUGCAUUGCAACAGGAGGGAAAAAAAAUGCAGACACAUUGGAAUUAAAAUCAGUCGUAACUAGCCUAGUAAAUCAAUCACUACCAAUAGUUAAUGACCAAUGUUUUUUACUGGCCAAAUACUUUGCCCCCUGGUUAGCUGGGCUUUUAUUGCAAAUGACAUUAAAUUUCAGUUACUAUUUCAUAAAUCAAAUGCCAAUGUAAUCUUAAGUAGUGGCUAAAAUUGUGUCUGCACUAUCCUACAGUGAUUGCGCUGGGAGUUGUUAAUUUCCUUGAGUUUAAUGUCCUGGGACCCAAUUCAUCACAAUUCCUGAAAAAUUAAUGGAAAGAAAGAAAAGAGUUGGACUAAGGACUAUGAAUUUCAUGCUGGUGCCUUACUCAAAUCUUCUGUGACUGCUGUCACUAAUAUACCAUACAGAUAAAAAUAGCACAUUGUAUUAUGAACAUACUGUAUUCCUUUAAGCUCAUGUCAUGUCAAAUUUAUAAUAUCUAGUAAAGUAACAGCUGUGUAGCAAAUAUCAUUUAGUACAAUUUUGUGUUUGUGUUUGACUUGCACUUCUAUCCUGUAUGUCCUUUUAUUCUUAGUACAAAUAACGCCCACCAGCUUUCUGAAGGAAAAAAAAAGUCUUACUGCAUGCUCUUUAGCAGAAAUGCAGAAGUGUUUGUGGCAGAAGAGAAUGAACAGUUUUUCUUAGAGGUAGUUCAAAUGUUGCUACAAUGGCGCAGAAGGACAUGAAACAUGCUGGAAUUAAACGGCAGGAAUUGUGAUGGCAAUGAAGUUGGUUCCCAAAGCCGUCUCUUUAGUCAUGCAUUGAAAGUAGUUUUAGAAUAGAAUUUGCCUCAUUUUUCUUUCUCUACUCAGAAAUACAGCUAAGUAAUCAAAUAUUUUUGUCCUCCACAGGAAUAUAUUGCUGUAAACUUUUAGUAAAGCAUAGAUCUCUGGCUUGAAAGGAAAUAGGAAGGGUGCAAGGGAAGCACAGUGACCUUAGACUCCGUGCAGUAUGCUACCACUAGCCUGGAGCAACAUGCUCUGUGUCAGGCAAAAAAUCUGAGUUGCUUGAGCUGAGAAGUAAAACAACUUCAUACUGAAGUAUCUCUUUUUAUCCCUCCUAAAAAACCAUGUCCUGUAAACACUAAAAUGCCCUCUUUCAUAUAUAUCUAUAUAUAUCAGGGGGUAGCCGUGUUAGUCUGAAUCCACAAAAACAACAAGGAGUCAAGUGGCACCUUAAAGACUAACAGAUUU